Aethina tumida (small hive beetle) is the source of this 6646-nucleotide messenger RNA. RefSeq names its product myosin heavy chain, cardiac muscle isoform-like. NCBI's taxonomy places the organism in Eukaryota, Metazoa, Arthropoda, Insecta, Coleoptera, Nitidulidae. The record is from RefSeq and is a predicted model, not a curated record. The transcript has 23 exons. Bases 284 to 6511 code for a protein of 2075 amino acids.
CUGGCUCAGUCCGACUCUUCAACCGACGCGUUAGCAUCGUCGCAUCCGUGUUUCUUCGUUCUAUCAACGUGUGUAUAUGUUCACACUUUGGUUUUCUUGUUUUUCGGGGUUAAAUCACGAUGGUUAAAUUUAGAUUGACUGAACAAGAAACGGUGUAACGUUACGUAAUUAUCUGUUACUAUUGUAUUUAUAGUUGCGAAGCAAUGUGUUAAUUAUAAUUACAUGCACAGAGCAAAAGUGGAUGUUGAUAAAGUAACAAAUACACACGCUGUUAUUGGGAAACAUGCAUCACUUGUAUCCGGGAAAGGGCGAUCCCUUGUGUCCCCUGGGAUUCCAUCCCCAAGUCAGAUGGCCGACCAGAUGUAAACGAUGCUUCAGGGAUUAUAAAGAACAUGGCGGGAAACGGCGGGACGAAGAUUCACUGAGACGGGACGACAGAACGGCCUCAACCCCAAGCCUAUCGUGGAACCCAAGGGACAGUGAAAGUGAAAAACGUAGAAUCUGGGUGUCCAGCACGAACUUGGCAAGUGAUAGAAACGAAUUGAAUAGAUCAAACUCUGGAAGUGAUGAAAGUGACUACAGUAAUCCAUCAUCUUGGACUUCGACUCCAGAUCUGGCCAAUCUGGAGGAUGACACUCAACCCACCACAACGGUAUCAUUGAAACUACCAAAGAGAAAGAUAAAAGCUAUAGACACGGGACAAAGGACAGUUUCAGACAGUGUUUCGUUUUUAAAAGACAAAUCGUUAGUAUAUAACAAAAAUGAUUCUCUGGCGACGCGAGCCAAGAAGCUGCAAGCCAUCAAGGAAAGAAACUCUGAGGGUGUUACCAAAAGGAUACAAAUUAAGGAAGUAAAGACAAUAUCUGAGGAACCAACAAAUCACGAUGUACAAUUUCUAAUCCAAGUUAAAAGACAACCGAAAAAACAAGAAUCCUCGGAGGAAGAGAACGAUGACAACGUGAGUAUGGCAGGAACCGAAACCACAGACACAACAUUGGUGGACUUCCACGAGAACGAACUGCGGGAACAAUACGAGAGUUUAAAGAAAGAACUAGAGGCAUCCAAAUCGAAAUGCGAACGUCUGGAGCGCGAAAAAAGUGACUUUUUACUUAGAAGACUGGCAGCAAUGGAAACCACCACGUCCAAGACCACAGCCACCGAAGUAUUGAAAUUGCAACAGAAAUGCAACGAGAUGCAGCAAUUGUUGGAGGACGUCAAAGACGAAAAACGAAGUCUGUCGCUUCGAGUGAAGGAACUGGAGGAGGACAUAGAGCUUAGACCUACCGCUCAACAGGCACAGAAAAUAGCCGACGAGCUUCGGUCCAAACUUUUGGCGGCGGAGACGCUGUGCGAGGAACUGAUGGAUGAAAAUGAAGACAUCAAGAAAGAACUUAGAGAUAUGGAGGAGCAAAUGGAGGAGAUGCAGGAUAACUUUAGGGAAGAUCAAGCUGAUAGAUACACGUCUAUCAAGAAAGAACUUGAUCAAACCACAAAAAAUUGUCGAAUAUUGUCCUUUAAACUUCGCAAGGCAGAACGUAAGACAGAACAACUGGAAACGGAGAAAACUGACCUAGAGAAGAAAUUGAAAGAAGUUUCAGGAGGAACAAGCACACUAUCUCAUCUCGAUAGGAUAAAAGCCUUAGAACAGGAAUUGAAGGUCUCAAAUGAAGUCUCUCUUAGGCUGCAAAAGGAACUGGAAGAAGCUAACAGAAAAAUCGAGGAAACAAAACCAUCUGCGGCGAAAAAAAAACCACCACUACUUGGAAGCAUUGGCAAAGCUCCAUCUGGCGACGGAAAAGUCUCCAGGGAGUCGUUGACAAGAGGUGGUUCACAAGACGACCCAGCUCAACUUCUGAGGGACCUCCAAGAUUCGCUGGAGCGGGAAGCUGAUCUAAGAGAACAGCUGAAAUUUGCUGAAGAAGAGUCAUCUAGAUUAGCCAAAAGGAAACAUGGAAAAAUCAAAAGAGUAUUUUCAACAGCUACUCAAACACUGCUUCUUGAUGCAGAUGUUUUUUGUACUGAUGUUAAGUAUACUCUACAUCAAUCUACUCAAACCCAAUGUGAUAAAAAUAGUGUAGAGACCUGUGAUAUUGCAGUCCAAGCAUCAGAAGAAGUUUCUUGUUCUGAAAUGAUGGAGGUUUAUCCGAGAAAUAAUUUUAUAACAGCUCUGCAAAGUAGAAAUAUGUUAAUGUCUAAAAUAUAUCAACCAGCUAGAGUUUUUUCACCCAUGGCUACAAUUUUAUCAGCAAUGGGUCGAAAGUUAAGUCCAACCAAUCAAAGAUUAACUCCGGAACCUCAAGAAAAGGAUGUGUCAGAAGAUGAUGAUCCUGCCGAAUUGAAGCUGCAGCUGGAACUGAGCGAACAUGAGGCGAGUUUAUUGAGGAAGAAGGUGGAGGAUUUGGAGUCUGAUAAUCACAGACUUAAAACUAAAAAUAAAGACCUACAAGACAAGUGUACCAAAACUACUGCGCGAAGGUCACUACUUGGUAACGACAAAGGAGGAGCUGUUUCUACUCAGAAAUUAAAGGUUCUGGAAGAUGAAAGCAAUGAACUUCGCAAAAAAUUAAUUGAAAAAGAGAGAGAUUGUGAAAGACUACAUGCCGAACUUAGUUUAAAUCAAAAACGUUCCAAGGGAAUGCAAAAAACUAAAUCUCUGGAUAUGGAUCAGCAGACUUUGGACCUUAAAAGACAAUUGCAAGUAAUAGACCAAGAAGCUUCGGUAUUACGAAACAAAGUGCAAAGCUUAGAAACAGAAAACGAGAAACUUAUAGCAGAGAAUAAGAAGUUAAGUCUGCUGCGAGGCACAAAAUCUAAAUCGUCUGAGAAAAACUUGGACAAAUACAUAGAUCAAAUAGCAAAAUUAGAAAUAGAAUUAGGAGAAGCCCAGGAGAAAAUUAAAGCACUAGAAUCAAGUCCCAACAGUGUUAAUUCUAAGACUGGAGAAAUUCAGUCAGCAACAUUGAAAAAAUUCACUCAAAGAACGCCUAAAAAGGUAACAGCCUUAACAUCCAGAGACCAAUUGAAGACAAUGGUGAGCGAUUUGGAGAAGGAAAUUGGUGAAAUGUUAGUUUCUUGGAAAUUAUCAGAAUCGGCAAAACUGAAACUAGAGGAAGAGAAGGGCAAUGGCAAGAACAAACUUGAAUAUGAUAAAAUGUUGAAGGACAUUGAGGAAAUGAAGAAGAAGUAUGAAGCAGUCCAGAAAGAAUUAACUGAAGAGAGAGCCAAAGUUUUAAAUGAGAACAAAAAAUAUGAGGACUUGAAUAAAACACUCAAUCAAACGAAGGAGAGUUUGGAAAAGUCAGUAGAAGAAAAGAACAAACUGAAAGAGCAAAUUGAAAAAUCAUCCAAAGAACAACAUAAGCUCUUGGAAGACAAAAAGAAGUUAGAUGACGAAAUAUCCAAAUUGAGAACUAAUUUGAAAAAUGCUUUAUAUAAACAAGAUGAAGUAACACUGCUGACUCAAAAGUCUGAGAGUCUUAAAUUGGAUCUCGAAAACAAGAACAAAGAGUUAUCUAGUCUCAAAAAAGAAUUAGAAGAAAAAGUAAAAGAACUAACAUCAAAAGUUAAAAAUAUAAGCGAGUUAGAGGGAAAACUAAUAACAGUCGAAGAUAAAUAUAAAACUUCAGAUAAAAAGUUAAAAGAUCAAAUAAAAGACUACGAAAAUAAAAUUGAAGCGGGUAAAGAAAAAAUAAAGAAUAUGGAAAAUGAACAACUAAAACUAGAAGAAGAUAAAAGAAAGCUUAACAAUCAAGUCGAGGAUUUAAAUACAAAGGUCAAAGGACUUGAAAAUUCCAUAGAACAGAAAAAUAAACAUAUAAAACAAUUGGAGGAGAGUCUUAAUAAAGAAAGAGAAAUAGUAUCGAAGACCAAUUUGAAGGUUGGAGAGUUAGAGAACAGAGAAAUUAACAAACUAAAGGACGACCUAAGCAAAAAGAAGGUGCAGCUUUCCGAAUUGGAAUCUAAACUGGAGAUCGCAGCGAAAAACCAAAGAAAUCUAGAAGACAAACUGAAAAAAUCAGACGUCGAAAAUAAGAACAAUAAACUUGAGAUCGAGAAAAAGAACAAGGAAUUGGAAAUAGAUUUGCAGAAUGAGCGUAAGAAACUCGAAGUGAUAAAAGCAAAUCAUGAAAAGGAACAAAAAAAUAGAGAACUAGAGUUGUCAUCACUGAAGAGCAAAAUAAAGAAGCUGGAGUUGAAUUCUGGUACCGGCAAAACCGAAAUUAAGCACUUCCAAGAAACUAUAGAAAAGCUGGAGCUUACCAUUGACCAAGAGAGAAGAAGGUACGAUGACUUAACUGUUAAGUAUGAAAUGUUGGAAGAAGAACACGUAGUUACAAAAGCUAAACUUGUCAUGGAGAAAGAAACUGUUGAUAAUCAACUACUAAACCUUAAAAAAGAGACAAGCCAGUUAGAAUCCGAACUUAAAACAUUACGUGACACUUACAACAGUAAACAGGAUACUUGGAUAAAAGAAAAACUAUCAAUGGAAGAAAAACUGAAAGAUGCUAAAAAGGUGGUGCAUAAUGGCAACGAUUACGAAAAGUCCAGGUUGAAAUCAUCUUUGGAAGAGGUGCAGUCUGAGUUGGAACAACUGAAAAAAGAAUAUAGUAACACCAACGACCAAAUGGAGUUCAUGAGGAAAGAAAAUGAUGAACUCAAGAAGAAACUGGACGAUUAUGAAAGAGUUAAUAAAGUCCAAAGGAACAUCAGUGCUGACAGUACGGCCAUGGAAAAAGAAAUUAGACAAUUGAAGAUUAAAUUGAGCAAUUCCGAAAAGAACAAGAAAUCUGAUCUUGCAGAAUAUAAGAUUAGAUACGAAAGUCAAUUGUCUAUAGUUAAUGGUGAGCUGCAGUCCUUGCAAAAUCAAGUAAUGAGAUUUAAGCGUGAAAGAGAUAAUUACAAACACAUGCUCGAAGCUGCACAAAAAACAAUUGGAGACUUAAAACAAUCGCCAAAGUCUGUUAAAGAUGGAGCCUCCAAAAUUGUUCAAUAUGAUGAGUUGGAAGAGUCAAAAACAAAGGUGCAAACUCUUGAGCAACAAGUAAGCUGUAUGGAAGACGAAUUGUCCGAGUCCAGGUUAGAGUGUUCUAGGUUGAAGACUGAACUGGUGUCAGAGAGAUCAUCCUGGGAGGUCAAACUGUCAGAAUUCCAAUCCAGAAUCAACGAGCUGGAAGAAGAAAAGAUCUUGAACAGCGGUCGCACUAAAAUAGUAGGCUUGAGAACAAGAAUGGAAUUAGCUUGGCAAAAGGAAAGAGAAGAACAACAACGAUUGUUGCAAGAAACAGCCACACUGGCACGUGAUUUAAGGCAAACGUUGUUCGAGGUGGAAAGAGAAAGAGAUAAAGAAAGACUGGAGGCCAAACGCAAGCAGGACCAAUUCAAAAAAUCAUCGGAAGAAGAGCAAGAGGAGAACAAGAAGAAAAUAACCGAAUUACAGUGUGAUUUACUGGAACUUAGAGAUGCUCACGCUAAACUGAGAACGACCAAUGAAAAGCUGCGACGAGAGAAAGAGCGCUAUGAGAAAGAACGUGAGGAGUUCAAGACGAUGAUCAACGGAAAGAAACGGGCGGAUAUAGAAGAUGACAGAAAAAUAAGCGCCAUUAUUGAACACGUGGACACGUUGAAGCAAUUCGCACCCGAACUCUUCUUCUCAAAAGAAACCGAUGCCACGUACACGCCCACACCUCCAAGAAGAACCAAAUCUAAGUCUCGAGAAACUUCACCGGCCGGUGACAGAAGAGAUACCCCCAUGAGUGCGGACGAGAAGCAGCAACAGAUCUACUACAUCAUGCAACGCAUUGUUAACACCACCGAAGAUUUAAGAAGAAUUCAGAGAAUGGCGGAGGACGAGUACGAGAGAGAACGAAUUAAGAGGGCCAUGGGCAUGAGAAGGGCGACGUCCUCUGAGCAUGAAGCUGAUUCCAGAUAUAGUAGACCCUAUUUAAGGCAAAGUCCCAUUGUAACCAAACCUUUGCAACGGAAGAGUUUAUCAUUGGAGCAAACUAACCAAAACGAACAAAAAAUUUGGAAGGGAGACAACGAUAGUGUAUCCAGUCUGCAGUCCUUAGAGUUUAAUUCCGAUGUGGAGGCCAUGAGGAGUAGAAGGGACACCAGUUUGGACAGCAGGUUAUCUGGCGGUUCGACGCAGAGUGAUUUUGGCGAGAAGAAGAAGAAAAAGGGUAUUAUGGGUAAGUUGAAGAAGUUAACAAAGUCGAGGAGCAUCGAUGACCAGGAUCCCGGAACAUUUUCACCUUCUCGAUCGUUGUCAUCUCGACCUAAUUCCAAUUCUGAAGUAAAUGAAGAAAGAGGAAGUAAAAAGGACUUAAGGGAACGAAUAACAGGGAUGUUCAAGAAGAGCGGCUCUUCAUCAAGAAGCAACAGUAUGGAAAGACAGAGGCACGACACAAGUUCCACUCAAAGACCUUUAAUGAGAAAUGGAAGUAACGGAAAUUUGCAUUCAUCAUCUUCUGACAUAGAAACACCUAAAAAAGGAAAGUCUAAAAGAAGUUGACUUAAACCAUUUUCCAUUUUUUACCCCUUCUUUCCUUAUUGCUUUAAUGUAGUUUUUGUGUAAAAUUUAAUAUUUUGACUUAUUUAUUUUAACUAUUGGACUACAUGUAUAAAUAAAUGUGUAAAUAUUGUAAAA